Molecule: messenger RNA, 4063 nt
Organism: Oncorhynchus tshawytscha (Chinook salmon)
Lineage: Eukaryota; Metazoa; Chordata; Actinopteri; Salmoniformes; Salmonidae
Product: homeobox protein Hox-B9a
Exons: 2
Coding region: 123-872 (249 amino acids)
Biological process (GO): anterior/posterior pattern specification; regulation of transcription by RNA polymerase II; DNA-templated transcription
Cellular component (GO): nucleus
Molecular function (GO): RNA polymerase II cis-regulatory region sequence-specific DNA binding; DNA-binding transcription factor activity, RNA polymerase II-specific
Source: RefSeq, a predicted model, not a curated record
CAGCCCCAGCAACCCAGCUCUACUUUGUUCGUGCGCUCGUCGAAGGGGAGUCGCGUAAAAAAAACGACUUCUGUCCUACAUGUUUUGAAUUCAAUGAACCGUGUUUUGUAUAAUGUCCGAGAAUGUCAAUUUCUGGAACUCUGAGCAACUAUUAUGUGGACUCUAUAAUAAGUCACGAGAGCGAAGAUCCGACUUCAGCCAGGUUUUCCAAUGUACAGUAUUCCAACUCCAGGCAACCGGGGGGACAUGGCGAGCAUCCCGAAUUCCCCUCUUGUAGCUUCCAGCCUAAACCUCCAGUUUUUAGCUCGUCCUGGAGCCCUUUCAGCCCCCAUGCCUCCAAUGGCUUACCAGCGGUUUACCAUCCAUACAUCCCGACUCAGCCCGUGCCUUCCACCGACACCCGAUACAUACGCACUUGGCUCGACUGCGCUCCGCGCUCGGAGUCCCUCCCCGGGCAGGGACAGGUCAAGAUGGAGCCGCUACUGGGACACCUCGGGGAACCCCCCAAAAUCGGUGGACACGAGUACAUUUUGGAAUCCUCUUCGGCAAGAGAGAUGAAUUCCAGCCAGGGCUCCGGAUUCGAGGACAAUAAGGAUAUUUGUGAAGUUAGCGAAGACAAAGACGGGCCAGAUCAAAAUGACCCCUCUGCCAACUGGUUGCAUGCCCGGUCUUCCAGGAAGAAGCGGUGCCCUUACACGAAAUACCAAACCCUCGAGCUCGAGAAAGAGUUCCUCUUCAACAUGUACCUCACCCGGGACAGAAGGCAUGAGGUAGCACGCUCGCUGAACUUGACCGAGAGACAAGUCAAAAUAUGGUUCCAAAACCGACGGAUGAAAAUGAAGAAAAUGAAUAAGGACCAACCCAAGGAUUAAGAAAAAAAGGGAGUUAUAUUAAAAACACCACCAUCACAAAGAGUCUGCUUUCGCGUGACUUUUUCCUUAAAUAGGCAUACAUGGACUGUCAUGGGUAAAGUGGGGGUGCAGGAAGCUUGUUUUUAUUAUUUUCCAUAUCGAUGUGAAAAACACCCUCUGAUAUUAUAGAAGCGCAGACCAGUAAAGAAAACUCUUAUGGUCCUUUGUAGCUGAGUUGGUAUAGCAUGGCGCUUGUGACGCCAGGGAAGUGGGUUUGUUUCCCGGGACCACCCCUUACAUAAAAUGGAUGCACGCAUGACUGUAAGUGCUUUGGAUAAAAGCGUCUGCUAAAUAGCAUAUAUUACAUUAUAUAGUAGAAAGGAGGGUGGAUUCACGCGGCUCGUUCUCAAGCACUACUUUUAUCACUUAUUUAUUGCUUUACGCAUGACACCAACGCUUCAUCAGGAGAGGCAUGGAAGUGCUGAAGCGUCGGUUCCGUGUGGUCAUUAAUACAUAAGAGAAACAGUUGUAGUUAAAGGGAGUGUGCGACCUGCAUUUAUUCUUAUCUUUUAGUUUUUUCGCUCCAUUCCUCUCUUCAGCUCCAUAGAUGCGCCAGACAUAACUGGUCUUUCACGAAAAAUACAUUAUUUUAUUAUUCGAGCAGCAGUUCCCCCAACUCAGUCGCCCCAAUUAUGUUAUAUUGUAAAUCGAUUAAUAAGCUAGUGUAAAGGGGUUGGCCUAGUGUUGUUAUUAUUAUUAUUAUUAUUAUUAGUGUAUUAUUUAUAAUUCCUUGUAGAGUCACAUCCCCCAGAGCCCCUUUGACUUGCUCGUAUUUAGUAAAAUAUCAGGGUUCCAUGUAUUUGUUGUAAUCCCUUUAAAUACUAACUCAACAGGUAUGUGCACACUCUUAUAUAUGUAUCUCUUUUGUCUAGUGUGCAUCAUUUUACCUUCAAGUUCAUUGUGCGUAAAAGUGCGUAAUAACCUAAUAAGGGUUUCAUAUGGAAAGGUCUAUGGCAUAGCUCUCCAACCCUGUUCAUGGAGAGGCACUCUCCUGUAGGUUUUCACUACAACUCCAGUUGUAACUAACCUGAUUCAGCUUAUCAACCAGCUAAAUAUUAGAAUCGGGUACGGUAGAUGAGGGUUGGAGUGAAAAGCUACAGGAACAGUAGCUCUCCAGGAACAGGGUUGGAGAACCCUGGUCUAUGGGGUAUUUAUCCUUUAACAUUUCCUUGCGGCCAAUGUUACUAUUUCCUUGUGUAAUUGCUAAAAACAUAACUUAAAGAGUUUAAGCCGCUACUGAGAGUAAAUAUUUUAGACUACUUUGAUGUGGAAAUUAAUCAGGAAUACGUGUUUUCGGGUAGAUAGCGCGACAUGGUAUAUUUCCUUGAAGCAUAAUAUGCAACAUGCUAGUUCACAUUCAAUAUGGAACCUUGUUCGUGAUUGGGAUUAAGCCUAGUUUUAUAUAGUUCGGUCUGCCAAUAUAAGGUCAGCAGACCCAUUGGCCUGUAGCCAACUUGCAUUCAUCUAAUGACUGUGCAUUCUAACAGUGGAACGUUUUUAAACAUUUACGUGGAAAUGAAAGGGCCUUCAAUAACCCGCCCGUUUACACUCUCUCUCGUUUUGAUAUAUGCCAUAAAAAGAUGUACUCAUAUGCGCUUAAAUACAGGAUAUAACAUCCGUCGAAGAAAAACAAGCCUACAUUGUCUAAGAAUAAAAAUGUUUACAUUGUUAGCGCAUGCCUAAUAUCAUAAUGAAAUGUAAUUUAUUUCUUUACGUUUGUGUGUUUUGAAAAUGAAAUCUAUUUGAAGAAAAACAGUUUUUGGAUGGUAAUAUUUCUAAUUGAUUGUAAAUAGACCUAGGUGAAUAACCUCGAUUGUUUUAAUUGGAAUGAGUUGCAUAUGUUAAAAAUUGGUGUUUUGGGAAAUGACAUUGGAGUUGAAUGAGCAGAAGUCAUUUUUCCAGUUUUAGAUAUUGUUUACAUGUUCUUGUCCAGAAUGUAUUGAGCGUUAAUUGAUUUAACCGUGUUGUCGAUACAAUAAGGAAUGAUGUACUUAUUUGGUGUACAUGUAUUUUUGUUUGUUUGUUUGUGGGAGUACUGACAAACAUCCUGGGAAACUCUUAUGAUGCAUUUUCAGUGAGAUAUGAAAUGGGUGGCGUUUCUGGAGUCGCGCGCAUGGCUGUCCUUCAUUCUGAAUAUUAAGGAGCAUUAGACCCUAUUGUCUCUCCAUGCGCUCGAGCCUCGCAGCUUUCAUUAUAGAGACCUUCAGGUCAUCUCAGUUGGACUCUUCAUUUUUAAUAACAACAACGCUGUAAGCACCGACUCCAGAAACUACUAACCCCCUCUCAGUCUUUUUUUUUUAUAUCACAUUAAUCUCUUGUGUCUCUCAUGUAAAUUGUAUUCAGUCCUGUGUUGUUUAUCUGUGAGAUAGCACUGCUGAUGUUGGAUUCGUAUUAAAAAAUAGUUUACAUUAGAACAAUGUCUCGGCACUUUUUUAAUGCUAUUGAUAACUUCAUGGAAUUGAUAUGAGAUUAAAAUGAAAAUAAAGCAAUUGUAUUUAUGAUAGCCAAUUCAUUUUAGACAGUGAGAAGGUCUCGAGAGUGCGCAAAAUAGGGCGCAUAUGCGCCUUCUAUGCGUGUGAGUGAGAACAAAACAAGUUUGAGCCUUUUCAUAUUUCCACAUUCAUUUCAUCUUUUAGGAGGAGCAUGUGUUCAAAAUAUGUCUCGUGCGCCGGAGCAUUUGUCUUGAAUUGUACUUGAGGGAAAGGAGUCAAUUUGGCCAAGUGUACACAUGGUUCCCUGAAGAAGAUAGCCCUAGACCCUAGCAUCCAUUAAGAUGACCCUAUGGCAAUGUUUAUCUUGAAGUCGUCAUCUCAUACGUUUAUGAAAAUUAAAAGUUUUGGUUAUGUGUAUUUAAAACGUGCCACUCUGGGUAGAACCCGAGAAGGGGUUAGGGAAGGACGUGGAAUGAAACAAAUCGGCUGUGCUGUAUUGUGCGUGGAAAAUACUAAUCAUGAGGCCUGUGACACAUGACUAGUGAGGUAGGUUAUGAUUCUAAGGCCCAUGUUCCCUUUUUUCCAAAGAUGAACGCAAAGAAAACUGUAUGAUUUUUGAAUGCGUCUUUCCAAAAAAUGGCACGUCCAGCAAAUGCCCAACCCUUUGCAUAACGAGUCCAUGCAUUAUAUUGAACUAAAAAGCAGUCUAUUCAUGAACUU